UAGCACUAUAUAAAUCUUCUUCGAGUCUUUCAAAUCCAUCAAUAAUUUCGAUCCAUCUACAAUGGCGGGCACAGUGAGGACGGACGCAAGUUUACUUCUUUUAUCUUUGUUCCUCCUCCCAUACCUAUUGAAUGGCAAGACAGCGUUGGCGGCGAUGAUCUCAGCCACAAGAUCGUGGUGCGUGUCCAAGCCGGGAAUGACAACGGAGAAACUCGUGGAGAACAUCAACUAUGCUUGCGGGAGCGGCUUAGCAGAUUGCAAAGCGAUACAGGAAGACGGCCCAUGCUACUCCACGGACGUAAUCAAAAUGGCAAGCUACGCCAUGAAUGCCUACUACUACGGCGCCGGCCACAGGGAAAUCAACUGCUACUUCGAUGGUAGCGCCCUCAUAGUCCACCAUGACCCCUCUUACGAUGACUGCAUAUAUCCUUAAUGAAGCAUACUGGAUCCUUCGUGAAGCAAUCUGGAUUGCUUGAGGAUAUGAUGGAGUUUGAGGUUUAGUUUGGUCGCACCAAAAAAUAUAAAACAAAGAAAUAAAUUUAAAUUUGCUUACGUGUUUCCAUGAAUUAAAUUCAUUAAUAAAGCAAUCGUUUAUCUCUUUUUGUUUUUAA
Zingiber officinale is the source of this 611-nucleotide messenger RNA. Its product is annotated as glucan endo-1,3-beta-D-glucosidase-like. The record is from RefSeq and is a predicted model, not a curated record. The transcript is spliced from 3 exons. NCBI's taxonomy places the organism in Eukaryota, Viridiplantae, Streptophyta, Magnoliopsida, Zingiberales, Zingiberaceae. Bases 62 to 433 code for a protein of 123 amino acids.